Messenger RNA from Acanthaster planci (crown-of-thorns starfish), 1151 nucleotides. RefSeq names its product BRCA2 and CDKN1A-interacting protein-like. The record is from RefSeq and is a predicted model, not a curated record. Gene Ontology annotation, cellular component: nucleus. NCBI's taxonomy places the organism in Eukaryota, Metazoa, Echinodermata, Asteroidea, Valvatida, Acanthasteridae.
UCAAUAUGGCGACUUACAGCAAGAAACGGCGUGUUGAAGAAAAUCUGGCUGAAAAAGAAGAGAUUCAGGAAGAGAAUGACGACUCCAGCGACUCCAAUUCAGAUGAAGAGGAAGAGGGAUAUGACGAUGAUUCACCCCAUCCUGAAAUAAAUCAGGAAGUGCAAGUUGAGUUUGAAGCUCUACCACCUCAGGAUAAUGACUUCCAUGGAAUCAAAAGAUUGCUACAACAGCUUUUUCUGAAGAGCAGAGUUAAUCUGUCAGAGUUGACCAACCUCAUCUUGUCUCAGAAUCACGUGGGGAGUGUCUUGAAGCAAAGUGAAGCUCAGCUGGCGGAAGAAAGCGAUUCCAGUGAUGACGACGAUGAAGAUCACGUGUAUGGUGUCAUUACGGCCCUCAACAUCUCUGACAAGAAGAAUGAAAACUGUGUGAAAGACAUACAGAGCCUUCUGGAGGAGAAGUGUACGAAGUGCGCGUCGCCUGCGGACCGGGAGCAGUUCAUGCGCACUCUCGACGACCCCGAGCACAGCGUGGGACUGUUGCUCAACGAGAGAUUUGUCAACAUCCCACCACAGUUGGCACCUCCCUUACAUAAAAGCUUGCAGAAAGAUCUACAGCUGGCAUCCAGGAAAAACCCCAAGUUCAAGUUGGACUACUUUCUGCUCAUCUGCAAGAGCUACAGGGAAGAUAGCAGAAGACAGCCAGCCAAGGGCAAGAAAAAGAAAGCAGCAGGCAGUGUGACCCCCGAGAAUGAGUUACUGUUUUCCAAUGCUGAAGAUGAAUAUUUCCACAAGGCUGCUGUGCUGUCUUUUGAGUACCCAGUCUCAGCAGAGAGUGACUCGGCCCUCGGGGGAAGCUGGUCCUUUGAUGACGUCGAGUACAAGACCUUCCGGACUGUCCUGCUCGUUCCCUCAUCCUGUAUGGCAGACAUCUUGUCACAGAUCGAGGAGAAUCUAUCGAUAUAAAGCUACUUUCGCCCUUAGUAAAAAUGACCCUCCCAAAGAAAAACCCUUCUGGACUACAAAAUUCAGUACUGGGCUCAUAACACAUUGUGGUCAGAUUGUGUAACAAAAUUGGUUUGCGCAUUGCGAAUGAUGUUUUCAAAUGCACAUAACAGAAUUAUUGGUCAUGAUAUACAAUGCUUGUUGGUCGUG